ACGACAGGCGUUGUUUGGUUCUAUCGUUUACAUGUAGCUAUUUAUACAUACUAGGUAACUUUGUUGAGCAGUGACGAUUUCGAAAAUUGUGUUCAGUCGAGGGUGUGAUAAGGCUACAAAGAUACAGAAUGUCGACCGAAGGUGCAGAUAAAGUUGGAAUGUCAUUAGAUGAGAUAAUAAAGAUGAACAAGAAGCCCGGAUCGAAAAGAGGUAGAGGCAGAGGUAGAGGAAGAAUGCGUGGAAGAGAACGUGCAUCUAGCUCUAGAGGCAGAGGUGGUAGAGGAGGAAGGGGCCAGAAUGUUAGAGGCACCAGAGGUCGAGGUAGAUCCUUUCGUGGAAGAGGUAGAGGAAGGGGUGCAUCAAAAAACAUGGACACCUCGGAAAGUCCGAUUCGAUCAUCGUCUGCUGGAGAACAUGUAGCUCGUGGUAGAGGUAAAGGAAGGGGAAGAGGCAGAGGACGUGGACGUGGGGCAGGACGCGGUGGAACCCAAAAUAAGACAGCAUCGGCUGCACAAAUUGUGGCCAGGAAGCGAGUAGUAGCUGCAACUAGAAGACGAAUGGGUCGUGGAUCUAAGACUGUUCAGCCUCAAGCUGGCAGUCGUGUUAAGGAUGCUCGACAAAAAAUAUUAGCUGCUCAAAGGGGUCUUCAAACAAGCGGAAUGAGAGAGUCAGUAGGAGGAAUGCGAUCAGAUGCAAUUGUAAGAGGCCAAAGAGGAAGAGGUAGAUCCAGAGGAAGAGGACGUCUCAUGACUGUUAACAUAAACAACACCAAACCAUCAAUUGAUGUGCAGCUCAACUCACGAAACUGGAGAGGAAGAGGAGCAAGAGGACGUGGUCGAGGAAUGAGGGGGAGAGGUGCCAGUCCAAGAGGAGGAGUACAAGAUAGAACAAGAGGACGAGGUAGAGGUCGACGAGGAGGCCGUCUCAGUAGGGGUAGUAUUACUAGAAUAAAGCAACAAGUUAUGGAGCUCAGCUCAAGAGGUAGUCGGUCAGAAAAUUUCUCAUACAAACGAAGCGAUUUUGGUCGAGCCCACACCGGGACAAGUUUAAACGACCGUUUCUCUGAUGGAUCUCAGCCAAAAGGUCGAGGUGGUCGAUUCGUCUUGCUUUAA
Messenger RNA from Dimorphilus gyrociliatus, 1112 nucleotides. Lineage: Eukaryota; Metazoa; Annelida; Polychaeta; Dinophilidae. The record is from the annotation of a GenBank genome assembly.